UGGGGGUGGGAGGUCCGCAGGUGUGGUUUUAGGACAUUUUCAGUGUUUGGAUCAGUUGCGCUCACUUUAUUCCUUCCAUAAAAUGUUAUUUAUCCUACAGGAUGAUGUCUGCCUGGGAAGGGAAAGAGAUCUCUGGGAUAGCUACGGGGAUGAAAGAAUAAAAUAUCAGUGUCAAUAUCAAAAAACUUUUUCUAUAAAGGAAAAUGGAUAAGGUGUCCCAGCUCCUCAUGAGCCCGUUCUGCUUCGGGCUCUGCGCCCCAAUCUGGCCCAAACCUACGUCUGGCCCCUGGGAGAUGCUCCUGAACAGGGGAGGGCUCAGCCACCCAAAUGUGUGGGUGUUACCGAGCGCACUCUGUUCGGUCUCCGACAGGUGAGUGGGCGGGGCUUAGAAUGAAACACUACGCGUGCGUAGCAAAGGAUCUUCGGAGGGCUCGGCAGAGGCAACUUUAGUGUCGCAAAAUCAGGAGUGGUCACGUGAGCUCUCGCUGGCCCUGCGCCUACGCAGGACGACAGGACGUGCUUGACGACUGCUGCUGUCUCCUGUUGCCGUGGUGACGCGGGAGUGCUUGACGGUCUUUGGGUAAGGAGGCUACUGAGAGGGUUCUGAUACCUCGUGGGGUGGUUAGAGAGCAGUCUCCGUAGGUAGCCCUUGAGCCGGAGCCUCCGAGGGAAGUCCCGGUGGGCUUGGAGGCCGGGACCGGGGAUCGGGCCGGGAAAUUCUGUCCGAUCCCAAUUGGGCCCCGGAAGUGGGGCUAAUAAUAGCUCGCAGGUGGCAAAGCGCUUUACGGACCCUGCCUCGUGGUCCUCCCGACUCCCUGUGAGGCAGAGGUUCCCUUAUUGUCUUUUUAUAAAUGAGCAAACCGUGGCGUAUCGUUGGAGCGCAUGGCUUCUGAGCCCUCGGAUCUUUCUGGCUCUACCCUCAAGGCGCUUUUCCCUGGGUGGGCGGCCAAGUCCGUACGCCCGGACGGCAGCGAGGGUGUGAGCGGGUCUGCGGGCACUUCGGAAGCACCUACCGUGUGCCCGGCCCUGAUGCGUGCUCAGCGCCGGCGACACCACGAAAAGCAAAAACAGUUGUUCCCAUGAUGGAGGCUGCGUGCAGACAACGUGGUUACCGUUCUUGUUACCAUUGGGAUAAACUCGAGAUCCCACGGGGGUAGGCGCUGGCUCCUUGAGGAACCGGGACAGGCUUCUUGUGCCCACUCAGUGCAUAAAGGGGCUUCGCUGCCCCUCUGGUCCUGGGCAGGGAGCACACAAUGCUGUUUCCUACUCUCCCCCUCUCCCGCUCUCCCCACCUGCCCCAGUCUCUGCUCCGGGCAUUUUUCCCGGCCGCCUGCCACUCCCUCUCUCUUAGGUUGUCUGAAGUGGAAACUAAAACCUACCUUCUGCAGGGAGCCUCCCCAUCACACUUCCCCCUCCUCGUUAUUUACUGUUUGUGCGCUCGGUAGCUUGUUUUCAGGUGGUUGCCCUCGAGGGCGGGCGCUGUCUUUUGCCAUUUUUUCCACAGCCCCAGCAUUUAACCCAGUGCAGGUAUGGAGCCCAACCUGAAUCUGUGAUUGUUGAUUGAAUGAUGGAGACGUGGGAGAGAUCCCGAGGUCUCUAGGUGGGCUUUUGGCCCCUCUUUACAGCUGAAGAAUCUGAGGCCCUUGCAGGCUGGGGUCUGAGUUAUCCACUAGUUAAGGAGCCUUAGAAGAUGGCAGAAGCAGUCUUCCAUGCCCCCAAAAGGAAAAGAAGGGUUUAUGAGAGUUAUGAAUCACCGUUUCCCAUCCCUUUCUGUCAGGAGGUUACACUUCAAAAAGAUUUCAAAAUAUAUCGUGCUGAAAUUAUCAACAAUAAUGUAAUUGUAAGGAAUGCAGAGGCUAUUAAACAGUUAUAUGGUAAGGGUUAUUUUGGAAAAGGCAUUCUAUCAAGAAGUCGACCAGACUUUACUGUUUCAGAUCCUGCACUGGUUGCCAAAUGGAAAGAUGCUAAGCUGGGCAUGCCUAUACUUACAUCAAAGAGGUACCAGCGUGGUAUAACAUGGGCUGCAAGUCUCAUGCAAAGACAGGGGCAGGAAGAAAGUUCAGUACAUAAAAUUCUUGAGGACUAUACAAAACCACUUGAAUUUCCUUUUCUGAAAAGAAAUAAAGAAGAGCAACAAAAUAAUGAACUUAAUCCUAACUUGGAUCCAGAAAUUGAAAAUAUAGAACAUAAAGCAAAACUUUUAGUCACAAAUGGAGAUUCUGUCAAACCAGAUAUAGAAGAUGAGAACAAAAGCUCAAGCUCUGAGAGCAUGGACUCAAAGGAAUGUUCUGUACAUGAUCCAUUAGAUAAACAUGACUCUGACGAACAAAAGGCAAGGGAUGGUGAUGCUUUUGGACAGACACACUAUCUCACACACGGAGAUUUUGUCACACUUGACUGUCAACCUGAAGAUCGUGUUCAACAGAGGCAUCAUAUGUUUGACACAGAUGAAGAAUGUGAUGAUCAUGAGUAUGUGCUUGUUCAAGAAACAACAGAUUGUUUAGAUAAUAAGGAGGAAACAGCAGAUGAGAAAGUGGUCAAAAGAGAAAAGCUAGUGUGCAGAAGAAAUCCAUAUAGGAUCUUUGAAUACUUACAACUCAGCCUAGAAGAGGCAUUUUUCUUAGUCUAUGCUUUGGGGUGCUUAAAUGUUUACUAUGAGGAGGAGCCUUUAACAAUAUUGAAACUGUGGGACGCUUUUCAUCUAGUUCAGCCCACAUUCAGAACAACAUAUAUGGCAUAUCACUACUUCCGAAGUAAGGGCUGGGUGCCCAAAGUGGGACUCAAGUAUGGAACAGAUAUCUUACUCUACCGAAAAGGCCCACCUUUUUACCAUGCAAGUUAUUCUGUCAUUAUUGAGAUGGUUAAUGAUAGUUUCGAAGGAUCACUUCGGAGACCUUUCAGCUGGAAGUCAUUGGCCGGGUUAAAUAGAAUUACAGCUAAUGUCUCCAAGGAGCUUAUGUUGUGCUAUUUGAUUAGACCCUCUAACAUGACUGACAAGGAAAUGGAAUCCCCAGAAUGUUUGAAAAGAAUUAAAGUUCAGGAAGUAAUCCUGAGUCGUUGGGUUUCUUCCCGUGAGCGAAGUGACCAAGAUGAAAUUUAACACACAAGCCAAAAAUCCAAGUUCUUAAUUCACUAACAGUUAUUUACUGAACAGCAAUUAUGUGCCCAGGUUGGGCAAGGUAAAAAUAAUGUCAUGAUCAUUCAUUAAAAAGUAAAAGUUC
Molecule: messenger RNA, 3221 nt
Organism: Antechinus flavipes (yellow-footed antechinus)
Lineage: Eukaryota; Metazoa; Chordata; Mammalia; Dasyuromorphia; Dasyuridae
Gene: TSEN2
Product: tRNA splicing endonuclease subunit 2
Exons: 12
Coding region: 1691-3100 (469 amino acids)
Biological process (GO): tRNA splicing, via endonucleolytic cleavage and ligation; tRNA-type intron splice site recognition and cleavage
Cellular component (GO): tRNA-intron endonuclease complex
Molecular function (GO): nucleic acid binding; tRNA-intron lyase activity
Source: RefSeq, a predicted model, not a curated record